GCCAGCAGCGGUCAACACAGAACGAGGAGAACAGUUCAUACAACUAACAUGAAGGUUCAGAUCGCUUUCGUUCUGGCUCUGGCCACCCUGGCCACCGCCGCCCGCCCCAAGAGACACGGCCUCGGCUACGACGGCGGCCUGACCAGCUACUCCGGCUCUGGCGACUUCUCCUCCACUGCGCUGUCCAGCUACCCCUCCUUCUCCAGCCAGGCCUACUCUGCUCCCGCCCAGAGCUUCUCCAGCUACGCCGCCCCGGCCCAGAUGAGCUUCGCCAGCUACGCGCCAGCGAUGAGCUACUCCAGCUACGCCCCGGCAAUGAGCUACUCCAGCUACUCCGCUCCUAGCUUCUCCAGCUUCUCCGCCCCCAGCGUCUCCAGCUACUCCGCCCCCAGCGUCUCCAGCUACUCCGUCCCCAGCGUCUCCAGCUACUCCGCCCCCAGCGUCUCCAGCUACUCCGUCCCCAGUGUCUCCAGCUACUCCGCCCCCAGCGUCUCCAGCUACUCCGCCCCCAGCGUCUCCAGCUACUCCGUCCCCAGUGUCUCCAGCUACUCUGCCCCCAGCGUGUCCAGCUACUCCGCUCCCAGCUUCUCCGCCCCCAGCGUCUCCAGCUACUCUGCCCCCGCCUUGAGCUCCGCGAGCUACUCUGCCCCCAGCUUCUCCAGCUACUCUGCUCCCAGUUUCUCCAGCUAUUCAGCCCCCGCCCAGAUGAGCUUCUCCAGCUACGCCGCCCCAUCUCUGGGUGCCUCCAGCUUCUCUGCCCCCAGCGUCUCCAGCUACUCUGCCCCGAGCUUCACCAGCUACUCUGCCCCCACCCUGAGCUCCUCCAGCUAUUCUGCACCUAGCUUCUCCAGCUACUCCGCCCCCAGCGUGUCCAGCUACUCCGCCCCCAGCUUCUCCAGCUACCCCGCCCUGAGCUCUUCCAGCUACUCCGCCCCCAGCUUCUCCAGCUACGCCGCUCCAGCGAUGAGCUACUCCAUGCCCAGCUACGACCUUGGUUCCAGCUACGGCUCUAUGUACGGCUCCAGCUACGGACACGGCAGCCACGGCCUCAGCUGGUAAUUUAGUUCAAGACUUUAUGCCAAAAAAAAAGUCAAAAACCCCUGUUAGACCUCGCGCAUCAUUGUCAUCAUCGAAAAAAUAAAAUCAUUUAAACCA
Molecule: messenger RNA, 1155 nt
Organism: Thrips palmi
Lineage: Eukaryota; Metazoa; Arthropoda; Insecta; Thysanoptera; Thripidae
Product: mucin-5AC-like
Exons: 4
Coding region: 49-1059 (336 amino acids)
Biological process (GO): positive regulation of transcription by RNA polymerase II
Cellular component (GO): RNA polymerase II transcription regulator complex
Molecular function (GO): transcription coactivator activity
Source: RefSeq, a predicted model, not a curated record